UUCCUUUCAGGUGUGGAUGCCUGGUGCAAAAUGUGCAGUGAAGGAGGCCUUCCCUCAGAAAUGCAAGACCUGGAACUGGCCAUCCAUCACCAUCAGACCCUGUAUGAACAAGUAACACAGGCCUACACAGAGGUGAGCCAGGAUGGAAAAGCCUUGCUGGAUGUCCUACAGCGUCCCUUGAGCCCUGGGAAUUCUGAGUCCCUCACUGCUACUGCAAACUACUCCAAGGCUGUUCACCAGGUGUUGGAUGUGGUACAUGAAGUCCUGCAUCAUCAGCGGCGCCUAGAGAGCAUCUGGCAACACAGAAAGGUCCGACUACAUCAAAGGCUGCAGCUCUGUGUUUUCCAGCAGGAUGUUCAACAGGUACUGGACUGGAUUGAAAAUCACGGGGAAGCCUUCCUGAGUAAACACACAGGAGUGGGGAAGUCUCUACACAGAGCACGUGCGCUGCAGAAAAGACAUGAUGAUUUUGAAGAGGUAGCACAGAAUACAUACACCAAUGCAGACAAGCUUUUGGAGGCUGCAGAGCAGUUGGCUCAGACUGGGGAAUGUGACCCUGAAGAGAUCUAUAAAGCAGCCCGGCAUCUGGAAGUACGGAUUCAGGACUUUGUCCGGAGGGUGGAGCAGAGGAAGCUUCUCUUGGACAUGUCAGUGUCCUUCCAUACCCACACCAAAGAG
Molecule: messenger RNA, 678 nt
Organism: Pterocles gutturalis (yellow-throated sandgrouse)
Lineage: Eukaryota; Metazoa; Chordata; Aves; Pterocliformes; Pteroclidae
Product: kalirin-like
Exons: 4
Biological process (GO): axon guidance
Cellular component (GO): cytoplasm
Molecular function (GO): protein binding; guanyl-nucleotide exchange factor activity
Source: RefSeq, a predicted model, not a curated record